Messenger RNA from Pezoporus occidentalis (night parrot), 1763 nucleotides. RefSeq names its product nerve growth factor (gene NGF). NCBI's taxonomy places the organism in Eukaryota, Metazoa, Chordata, Aves, Psittaciformes, Psittacidae. Gene Ontology annotation, molecular function: growth factor activity; nerve growth factor receptor binding. The coding region runs from base 738 to 1613 and encodes 291 amino acids. Gene Ontology annotation, cellular component: axon; synaptic vesicle; dendrite. The transcript has 2 exons. The record is from RefSeq and is a predicted model, not a curated record. Gene Ontology annotation, biological process: modulation of chemical synaptic transmission; negative regulation of neuron apoptotic process; peripheral nervous system development.
CAUUUCUUUCCUAUAUUUAUCAGUGCUUAUAGACCACACUGCUGUUUCCCUGUAAAGUACUUAAUUCUCCUCCCCAUACAUAAUAGGAAACAUUUCCAUACCUCUUUGUUGCUUAAGGUAAGCAUGUUAAACACUGAAUAUUAUGUCUGGAAAGGUUCUUAUAUAAUCUUUUCCUCUGCCCAAGUCAGGGUCAAAUAUUUCUUUGCUACUGUAGAUCAGCGUUUGGCUGACCCUUGUUACAGCCAGCUGAUAACAGGGACUGCACAGUUCCUGCAGGGAACCCAGUCCACUGCUUCACCAGUUAACUAUUAGUGUUCCUGCAGGUUCGUUUAUAGACUCCUCACACAAGUAAAUGCCUCCACAGAUGAUUUUCAAAAGGACCCAUUCAUCAGGGAGCAUGAAGUUUCUUUCUGUGAACUCUCAUCUUUAAAGGACAGCAAGGAUUAAGAUGCAAAGUAGAAAGGCUGAGGACAAAACUUCCCUUAAAGAGGGUUUCAGUUCUUGACAGUGGAACCAGGAAGUUGGAGGUUUUCCUCAGUAUUCUGUAUGCACAGUCAUACCAGUGCACACUUUGAAACUUUCACUGCACAUCUGUGCAUCACUGCAUGGUCUAGGCACCACGCCAGAGGCUGAAUUCCUGCGAGUCCGUGCAGCUCCCACACGUUUACAGCACUAGGACCCAGAGGGAGCUUCAUUUCUGUGAGUCAGUGCAGCUAGCUGAGCCCUGUGAGCAGUGAAUGAGGCUGGAAAGGCAGAGGGAAUGUGAAUGGCUCUUCUGGCUUGGGAAAGUGUCCACAGACUGGGGUGCUACGGACAACAAACCAGCUCGGACAACCCUCCGGAUUCCGGGUACUGCCGGCGUCCAGUGCCGCUGCUCUGAGGUGCAUAGCGUAAUGUCCAUGCUGUACUACACUCUGAUCAUAGCUUUUUUGAUCGGCACACAGGCAGCUCCAAAGUCAGAGGACAAUGUUCCACUGGAGUAUCCUGCAGAACACUCCCCGCUCAAUACCCACCGGAGUAACAGACACCACAUUCCCAAGGCAGCUCCACAGACAUCCCAGGGCCACUCUACUUGGACGAUAAGUAGAACAGAAGCUAUAAAUAUCACCAUGGACCCCAAGGUUUUUAAGAAGAGGCGAUUCCGGUCCCCUCGGGUGCUGUUCAGCACACAGCCCCCCCCAGUGUCAGGGCAAGGAAACAACAUGGGAUUUCUCAGCAGUGCAGGUGCUCUCAACAGGACUGCCAGGACCAAGAGGACUGCACAUCCCGUGUUACACCGGGGAGAGUUCUCAGUAUGCGACAGCGUCAGCAUGUGGGUUGGGGACAAGACCACAGCCACUGACAUUAAAGGCAAAGAGGUGACGGUGUUGGGAGAAGUCAAUAUUAACAACAACGUUUUUAAGCAGUACUUUUUUGAGACCAAGUGCAGGGACCCUAAGCCAGUGUCCAGUGGGUGCCGAGGGAUCGAUGCAAAGCACUGGAACUCUUACUGCACCACCACACACACCUUUGUCAAAGCGCUGACCAUGGAGGGCAAACAGGCGGCCUGGAGGUUCAUCCGCAUUGACACCGCCUGCGUGUGUGUGCUCAGCAGGAAGUCAGGGAGGCCCUGAGGUACAUCUAAACCCCCUGAGAACAUCCUCCUACCCCCCUACCUCAGCCUGUAAAUUAUUUUAAGUUAUAAAGGACUGCAUGGUAUAUUUAUAGUUUAUACAGUACAAAAAAAAGGAACCUCAUUAUUUAUUAAACUCUUUUGGAAACUU